This is a messenger RNA of Galdieria sulphuraria, 638 nucleotides long. RefSeq lists its product as uncharacterized. The record is from RefSeq and is a predicted model, not a curated record. Lineage: Eukaryota; Rhodophyta; Bangiophyceae; Galdieriales; Galdieriaceae. Bases 86 to 613 code for a protein of 175 amino acids. The transcript is spliced from 3 exons.
ACAUCCUCCCCCACUUGAGAGAUUUGAUGAAAUUGGAUUGUUCCUCAGCUCCUUGACAAUCUCGUUGAUUCUUGAAACAAAAAAUAUGUUAGCCUUCACUAGCGUUGCGAACUGUAGAUGGUUAGGAUCUCAGCCAAGUUCUGUAGAAACCUUUUUUUCUGUACAACCCUGCUUUCCUUGUGUCAACGCUUCAAAAAGAAUCUUGAUGACUUAUAGUCCGUAUUCGAUAACUACUGAUAAGUCUGAGGGACAUAUCGUUCCUGGAACGUUUUCAAGAUUUGAGUUUCUCGAGGGUCGUGUCACUACUCCUACAGUUUUAGACCCAAGUUUAUUGGACUUUACAGUUUCUAACGUCGCAGAUGCUGCCUUUGGUGAAUGGAGAGCAUUAUCUGCUUCAAGUAGAGCCAAAGAACUGGAGAAGCGACGUAAUGUUUCGAAGGCUACAAUAGAAAGCCUCAAGGCAGUACCUUCAGAAAAGUCGAAAUUGACUCUGUUCGGGCAAUAUGACGAGGUUUAUCGACGAAAUUUAAAGAUAUUCAAUGAAACUGGUGACAGUGUUGGAAAGUUUACUUUUUAUCUGUUAUCCUCUUUGGAACUGACUUUUUCUGUUUAGGAGCCUUGCAGUUUAUGAAAAAAUA